This is a messenger RNA of Harmonia axyridis, 2281 nucleotides long. RefSeq names its product sorting nexin-29. Gene Ontology annotation, molecular function: phosphatidylinositol binding. The record is from RefSeq and is a predicted model, not a curated record. Lineage: Eukaryota; Metazoa; Arthropoda; Insecta; Coleoptera; Coccinellidae. Bases 223 to 2124 code for a protein of 633 amino acids. The transcript is spliced from 10 exons.
GGUAUUCUAUGUUUUGUUGUCUUUGUCGAAGUGUUCAAAAUUAUUUUAUUUUGUUUACCAGGAUAUCCAAUUUCCUUUGAUAAGGACUUUAAUUGACUCAUUCCCUGGAAUAAUGAUAAUUGAACUUCCAUUCCGAUAAUGAAUUCUCUUCAUCAGUCAUGAAAAAUGUGAGACGAUAACUCGGUCGUGGUAAUGCACUACUUUGUUUUACCUUGACAAAUUAUGUCAUUGAAGCUGAUGUCUGCUGUUAUUCCUACAUCAUUGACUACCCAGAACACAAACAAACCUAGAGAUUCAGAUAUUUUGCUGAAGCAACUUUUAGAAUGUGUGCAAAAUUGUCAGAAAAGGUUUGGAGGAAAAACAGAACUGGCAACAGAAUUUGAUAGUUGUGUAAUUGCUCUCUGUUUAACUUUAGAGAGUGUUUUAACCCAUGGUUUGAGAAGUAAACCAUUAGAAACUGUACAAACCUCAACUUUGAAACAAGUUUCAGGAAUAGUUGCCAGUAGUUUGCUAAUUGGAAAUGAAAAUCUAUCAUUCUGGCCUUUCAUUAAAAAUCACUUAACUCGCCAUGAACAAGAACGUUAUGCAGUAUUAAAGAACAUUAAUUCAGAUAUUGGGAAAGGAAGAGCUUGGAUUCGUUCUUCAUUGAAUGAAAGAUCAUUAGAAAGGUAUAUAAAUAUUUUACUUGGAGACACAAAAUCAUUGGAAAUAUAUUAUGAAGAUUGGGCAUUGUUGAGGGAUCAUGAAAAGAAUUCUAUGUUGCCUAAUAUGGCAGCUGGUCUAGCUGCCAUUUUAUUUGCAAUAAGUAUAGAUAAAGCUGAAUUGAAUGAUUUGAACAGUCAACAGAAACUUUUGAGUGGUCUUUCAAAGUCUGAACCAGUAAUUGAAGCACCCGUACAAGGUAAUCAAGAACAAUCCAAAAGUACUAAAGAGAAAAAAAAGAAAAAAGUUGCGAGACAAUUCAUAUCUUUUGAAGAGGAUAGUCUAUUAUCAUCUAGUAUACCAUCCAGUUCUGGAAGUUUAUCUUCAGAAACUAGUUCACUGAAUGAAAUUCAAUAUCCACUAAACUCAUCCAAGCAUUCCAAUAACGGUCAACUUAAUUCAUUUUGCAACAUGGAAAAUAAGAUGGAAAAGCCUUCUAAUGUUGAAGUAAAAAGAAAAUUAUCCGUAGAAAACAGUGGAACAUUCACAAAAUAUUCAACAGAAGUACCAGAAACUUUAACACCCAUCAGCCAAGUAGAGGUUGGAGAAUUAACCCCAAUAUCCAUUGAGAUGGGUGGGGAAGAUAGGUCUCCUGAUUUAUCAGAUGAUCUAGUGGAAGCACCGAGUGAUAUUAGUGCCGUUCUGACUGCUGUGGAGUCUAAAAAUGAAGAAGAACGAAAAAAGUAUCAAGAAAAAAUCGAUUCUCUCAAUAAAGAAAAUGAUACUUUGAAGGAUCAAGUGAAUAAGUAUUUGAGCGUAUUGAAAAUGUUGGGAAAAGAUCCGGAUUUGGAUGAUAUCGGAGAAUUGCCAAAUUUUAAGUAUGAGGCGGAAAUAUUUGAGAAAAAAUUGGUCCAGGUUGCUGAGAUGCAUGCAGAGCUUAUGGACUUCAAUGUUCAUUUACAGCAAGUUAUAUGUGAAAAAGAUCAAUUGUUAGAACGUCUAAAAACUGAACUAGAAAUGCUGAGAGGUCCUUUAUCUGCAGAAGAGAUGGCUUUAGAAGAUAGCUUGACAAAUGUUCAUGUAUGGAUACCGUCUGCUUUCUUAACAGGAUCUGGCUCUGAUUCACAUCAUGUAUAUCAAAUUUUCUUGAGGGCUGGUAACGACGAAUGGAACAUAUAUAGACGAUAUGCACAGUUUCAUGCUUUACAUACAGACUUGAAGAAAGUAGAUCCAGCAAUUGCUUCUUACGAUUUUCCCCCAAAAAAGAGUAUAGGCAAAAAGGAUGCAACUUUAGUUGAAAGUAGAAGAAAAAGAUUUCAAACCUACCUCAGACGGAUAUUAGCUCACUGGCCCGAGUUAUCCCAUUGCUCAAGUAGGAAUUUACUGGAGCAGCAUCUCUCAUUUUUCAAAGAUCAGAAGGAGAAUGAACCAACAAGUAGAAACGCUAGAAGGAGUAAUGAAAAUCAUUAUACAGGGCUCUAAUACUUCCUCUUUUAACUGAUAAGAUUUUAAAGAAUAGACUUCUAUUGAAUUGUUGCAAAUAUUUAUGUUUUAUAUUUUAUUAUAUGAUGAUUAAGUAAAAAUGAUAUUACUAGCAUGUAAAUAACAAAGUAAUAAAAUAUUUAGAAAUUUAAACAUU